AUGUUUCCACAAUCAGGGAAAUCGAUUGUGUUCGACAACUUUCCAGAUCCUACUGACGCCUGGGACAUCAUCGAGACAAUCGGGAAAGGGACUUAUGGAAAAGUCUACAAGGUGCUCAAUAAACUUGAUGGAAGUAAAGCGGCUGUAAAGAUACUGGAUCCCAUCCAUGAUAUUGAUGAGGAAAUCGAAGCAGAGUACAACAUCCUCAAAGCUCUUUCUGACCACACCAAUGUUGUCAAAUUCUUCGGGAUGUACUACAAGAAGGAUGUGAAAUGUGGAGACCAGUUGUGGCUAGUACUGGAGCUGUGCAAUGGCGGCUCUGUGACAGAUCUGGCUAAAGGCAUGCUGAAGAGAGGAGACCGAAUGGAUGAAGCUAUUAUUGCAUACAUCUUGCAUGAGGCCCUUAUGGGCCUCCAGCACCUGCACGUCCACAAAACUAUUCACCGUGACGUCAAAGGCAACAACAUCCUGUUGACGACGCAUGGAGGUGUCAAACUCGUGGAUUUUGGUGUUUCUGCCCAGCUGACAAAUACCCGACUGAGGAGGAACACCUCUGUGGGAACUCCCUUCUGGAUGGCUCCUGAGGUAAUAGCGUGUGAACAGCAGUUGGACUCAACCUACGAUGCUCGCUGUGAUGUGUGGUCACUCGGCAUCACUGCCAUAGAGCUGGGAGAUGGAGACCCUCCCCUCUCUGAACUCCACCCAAUGAGAGCCCUCUUCAAAAUACCCAGAAAUCCUCCGCCUACUCUCCACCAGCCGGAGCUGUGGUCAGACAAAUUUAAUGACUUCAUCGGCAAAUGUCUGAUUAAGGACUUUGAGCUGAGACCAAACGUGCUAGACCUCCUCCAGCAUGUGUACAUCAAACAGACUGUUGGCAAAGUGAAAAUACUGCAGAAGCAACUGAUCGAACUCAUUGACCUCAACCAACAAAUAGGAGUGAUUGAUAAAACAAGCCAUCAUGGAAAGACAAACAGAAGCAGAGAAAGUAAUGACAGUUCUAGGCAUGAACGCAUCCACACUAAAAGAGGAGGCCAUAUGAAGACUCAAACUGACGAUGAGGUGGACGACCUCGCCACCCUAGAAGUUCUGGAUGAGAACACGGUCACAGAGCAGCUCCAGAGUCGCUAUGUACGAGAUCAAAUUUACACAUACGUGGGAGACAUUCUCAUCGCAGUCAAUCCUUUCCAUAAGAUGGAGAUAUACACUCCUCAGUUCACUAAAGUGUACAUUGGGGCUAAGCGCACAGCUAACCCCCCACACAUCUUUGCUGUGGCCGACGUCGCCUACCAGUCCAUGGUGUCAUACAACACAGACCAGUGUGUUGUGAUCAGUGGGGAAAGUGGAGCUGGGAAAACAGAGGGUGCGCAUCUGUUGGUACAGCAGCUAACAGUUCUUGGAAAGGCCAAUAAUCGGACACUUCAGGAGAAGAUCCUGCUGGUCAACAGCCUGGUGGAAGCUUUUGGAAACGCCUGCACCGUCAUCAAUGACAACUCCAGCCGCUUUGGGAAGUACCUGGAGAUGAAGUUCACCUGCGGAGGGACAGUGGUCGGGGCGCAGAUAUCCGAGUACCUGCUGGAGAAAUCCAGAGUCAUCCACCAGGCAGUAGGGGAGAGGAACUUCCACAUCUUCUACUACAUUUAUGCCGGCCUGGCUGACAGGAAGAAACUAGCCCAUUACAGGCUCUCCGACAGCAAAACACCUAAGUAUCUGUGUAACGAGCAUAUAAAAUUAGGGCCUGACAUAGUGAGCAACAUCUUCUACAAGGAGCAGUUUGAUGCAGUGGAGCAGUGUUUCAAAGUCAUUGGAUUCAGCCUGGAGGAGCUGGGCAGUGUUUACAGCACUCUGGCCGCCAUCCUCAACUCAGGCGAUAUCGAGUUUUCUCCGGUUGCGACGGAGCAUCAAACCGACAAGAGCAACAUAUCCAAUAAUUCUGUCCUGGAGAAUGUGGCAUCCCUGCUGUGUAUCCGCUCUGAUGAGCUCCAGGAAGCCCUGACCUCCCACUGUGUUGUGGCCCGGGGAGAGACCAUCGUCAGGCCCAACACGGUGGAAAAGGCGGCGGAGGUGAGAGACGCCAUGGGCAAGGCUCUGUACGGCCGCCUCUUCAGCUGGAUAGUCAACCGCAUCAACGCACUGCUGCGACCCGACUGCCAGCAAGGAGAUGAUGAAAAGGGCUUGAACAUCGGCAUACUGGACAUCUUCGGCUUUGAGAACUUUAAGAAGAACUCUUUCGAGCAGCUCUGCAUCAACAUCGCCAACGAGCAGAUCCAGUUUUACUUCAACCAGCACAUAUUUGCUUGGGAGCAGGAUGAGUACCUGAAUGAGGAGGUGGACGCUCGGAUGAUCGAGUAUGAGGACAACAGGCCCCUCCUGGACCUGUUCCUGCAGAAGCCCAUGGGGAUGCUUUCCCUUCUGGAUGAGGAGAGUCGCUUCCCACAGGCCACUGACCAGACCCUCGUAGAGAAAUUUGAAGAUAACCUGAAGACCAAAAGCUUCUGGAGACCAAAGAGGGUGGACCUUGGCUUUGGUAUUCACCACUACGCUGGAAAGGUGAUUUACAACGCUGCAGGCUUCUUGGCCAAGAACAGAGACAUGUUACCAGCCGACAUCAUCCUGCUGCUGAGGUCGUCAGAAAAUGAGCUCACUCGCAAACUUGUCACCCAUCCGCUCACCAAAACAGGCAACCUUGCCCACACCAAGGGUAAAGGCAUAAACACAAUGCGCAGCCCGCGGACCCCGUCACGCACCAUCACCUUCGCCAAGAUGGGAGUGCUUACUUUAUACAAUUCCUUUUCUUUCAGUGAGGUGUUCCUCAAGUACUACCACGUGGAGCAUCUGAACCUGAUGGUGCAGCAGGCCACUCAGCGGAUCAUCCUGCUCCAGGCUUACGUCCGAGGCUGGCUGGGAGCCAAGCGAUACCGGCGGACAUUAAAGGAGCGAGAACAGAGUGCUCUGGUGCUGCAGUCAGCUUACAGAGGUCAUAAGGUUCGGAAGAAGACGGCCGAUGACAAAAGCAAAGCCAAGUUUGAGGCCUUCAUUGUCCAGUUUCAGGCUGUGUGCAGGGGCUAUCUUGCAAAAAAGAAAUACAAGGAGUUGGUAGAUGAGAAGAACAAAGCUGCAACCAAGAUUCAGGCUCGCUACCGAGGGCACAAGGAAAGGAAAAGCUUCAAAAGAAAACAGGAAGAGAAAGCAGAGAAAGCCCUUCAAGAAAAAGAGGCAGAAGAAGCAGCCAAGACCCCCAACGGAGAAGACUCCACUGCUGCCGUCAACGAAGCGGGUAACGAGGAAGAUGAAACUAAAGCCGCUGUGGUUCUCCAGAGCAACUUCAGGGGCUACAAAGAGAGGAAAAAGUUUAAGGAGAGGAAAAAGACGAUGGCCGGGGCUGAAUUAGAGUCGCCACUUGACGCAGUGGCGGAAGAAAAAGUUGGGCAAGAGUCUACCAGCAAAGAAGAGCAAGAGGGAAAGACAGCUGAGGAGAAUGACGACGAGGAAGAGAGCACGUAUGAAGCAGAGGAGAACGAUGACAGCGAUCACACACAGGUGCCGGAAGAUGAUUCCGAAAUUGCAGAUGUAGCAAUGAUUGAAGUAGCCCUGUCAGCAGAUGCUGGAAAAGAAGGGCAGGAGGAGGACAAGAGGGAGGAGAAGGGAGAAGAAAACGCUGCAGGAGAAGAAGCCGUCAAUGUGGAGGAAGAAACCAAGGCUGCCACUGUCCUCCAGAGUAACUUCAGAGGUCACAAAGAGAGGAAGAGGUUGCAGGACGAAGGCAAGAUCCCAGCUAGGAAACAGAAAGCAACAAGUCCUGCUGGUGAAGAAGAACAGCCCACGGUGAGCACGGGAGAGGAAGAGGUGCACGCUCCAGCAGAGGGAGUAUCAGACAAAGAAGAAUCCAACGAAGCUCAAGGUGCGUCAGGUGACCAAGAUGAGGCCAAAGCAGCAGUGGUGCUCCAGAGCAACUUCCGCGGCCACAAGGAGCGCAAACGACUCGAGGAGGAAGGCAAGAUCCCGAAGAGGAAGAAGAAGGAAGUGGAAGAGCCUCCGAAGGAAGGACAACAGGUAACGCCAGAAGAAUCAGUGCCAGAAUCCCAGCAGGAUGCUUCCCCGGAGAACUCGGGGGGACUGGAUGAGGAGAAAGCUGCUACAGUCCUCCAGAGUAACUUCAGAGGACAUAGGGACCGAAAGAAGCUGAAAGCAGAGAGAGAGAAUCAAACAACGGAAGAGUCAGCGCAUGAUGCAGAGGAGGAAGCUAAAGAGGAGGCAGAGGAAGAAGCCCUGGGUGUUGGGGACGUGACGAUUGAAAGGAAAGACGAGACAGAUGCUGAGAGAGAGAGGCUGGAGGAAGAGCAGGCCGCAGUGAAGAUCCAGAGCAACUUCAGAGGGUACAAAGACCGGAAGAACCUGAGGGCCAACAAGCAGACAGCACAGACAGAAGCUGCCCAACUAGAGAGCUUCUCCAAAGAGAUCGCAAAGACUUCUCAGGACUUCAUGUCGCUGCAGCUUAAGUUAAAUGAGAUCAUCCAGGCCCAUCAAUCAAACCCAGAGAACAAUGGCAUGUUUGUGAGAGGAAAAGCGAUGAAUGGCUAUCCUCCUCAGAAUCAACAAUCAGCCGAGAAGAGACAGUCGAGGACCCCCCGCAGGACCCAGCAGCCAAAAGACCCUCAACACCCCGGAGGACCUCUACCUAUCUACAACCUAAUUCAUCGGUCUGUCCAGGAUGAUAAACGCAAGCCCAAGAAAGAGGAUCCAGAGAAGCUGCUGGAUGUAGAGGACCAGUACUACAGGGAGCUUUCCACCAGCCGCUCUGAACCCAGCAUCUCCUCCAAGGACACAUCCCCCAACAGCAGGCCGGAGAGGAGGAGGCCGUCUGCAAAACAGACAGCAGCUGGCAGCAGACCGACCCGAGCGAGGGCCGUCACCGAACCAGAGCCUGCCAAACCUGUCGGGGACAACAGGCGCUCUUUUCCCAGAAUGUCCUCCACAGAGAGUCGGACCGAGGACAACCCGUACGACUUCAGACAUCUACUGAGGAAGACCUCCCAGAGACGAAAGCUCAUCAAACAGUACUGAACACAUGACUCCAUUUUUGGCAAAUAAUCUGUCAAAAUCUGGCGCAUGAAACACAAUAUGUGGCAAUUAAUACUCAUGAUAAAUGAGUAUUUUAUUCUGUUAAGUUGUGGGAAUGAAAAGCAUUGACGGCAUUGAUGAGGGUCACCUGCACAUAACAUAGACAGGAUGAAGGUUCAUGUAAAGCUUUACCCAUGACACUGUAAAUGAAGGUUUUAUUGACGUAAUUUGUAAACUAGACAUUGUUGCUUUCACAUUUGUUUUAAUGUCUUCUCUGGUUGGUCCAAUAAUUUAAGGUGGUCCAUAUCAAUUUAAAAACCAAAUACAACUUUAUAAAUAAAGAGAUCAUGUAAAUACAAAUGCCAUGCUCUUCAAUUUGAACAAAUGUCAUUUGUUUUUAAGAAUGUAUCUUUUCAAAAAGCUGCUGAGUGUU
Molecule: messenger RNA, 5491 nt
Organism: Notothenia coriiceps (black rockcod)
Lineage: Eukaryota; Metazoa; Chordata; Actinopteri; Perciformes; Nototheniidae
Gene: myo3a
Product: myosin IIIA
Exons: 34
Coding region: 1-5061 (1686 amino acids)
Biological process (GO): peptidyl-serine phosphorylation; regulation of actin filament length; positive regulation of filopodium assembly
Cellular component (GO): myosin complex; stereocilium tip; photoreceptor inner segment
Molecular function (GO): protein serine/threonine kinase activity; ATP binding; microfilament motor activity
Source: RefSeq, a predicted model, not a curated record